This is a messenger RNA of Symbiodinium sp. CCMP2456, 1349 nucleotides long. NCBI's taxonomy places the organism in Eukaryota, Dinophyceae, Suessiales, Symbiodiniaceae. The record is from the annotation of a GenBank genome assembly.
GAGCACUUGGUCUCAGCAUACCCGGACAUCACCAAAGCCACCUUCGACUCGGGCGACAGGUUGAGCAACCUGUCGCGCGGGCUGCAGAAAGUCGGCUCGGCGUCGCCCGGAUCGGUCUCGGGAGGGCCCCUGCCAACCACUCUCCUUCGGGUGGCCGCCACGCAUUCCGGGCCCUCCGACGAGGCCGCUACUUCGUCGAGCACGGUACGCUUCUGUGAGGAGAUCGCCAUUCGAGAUCGGACGCCCACCUUUCCGGAGUCGCUGGUGGAUGUCGACGUGGAAGAGCCGGACACCAUCAGCCAUGGCAAUUCUUCGGCCAUUUUGAAAUCGGAUCUGGAGGAACUCACCGAGGAGGAGCGACGACAGGUGCGUCAUCGCCUCCGCGCACGCAUUGGGACGGUCUCCCAAAAUCGCCUGGUGUCGGGACGUUCCCUCCAUGACUCCCUAUCGGCGCUGGGGCUGACCCGCUACACGGUCCAAGAUUACAACGAGCUCCUGAAUCACUUGGCCUCAUUCGUGAACUUGGCCUUUGAGGAGGACGAGGACCAGACCUCCUGGAGUGGCAGCACUUUAGACAUCUUUGGGCUCUUGCCGGCACGCUUCGACCCGCUAGAAGCAUCGAACCCUGUUUGGGAAUGGCCACAGCUGGGUGAGGCUUCAUUGAGCCUUCAUCGGGAAAAGUCGAUGAACAGCGUCCGCGGCACAGAGCAGUCAAAGAUACCACUGCUGCAGUAUGAUGUAGCUCCUCUAGAGGCUGUGAUGCAGGUCUUCCUGGCCACUGACAGCAACAUGCACAAAAGGAUCUUCGGGACAAAGAUUCUGAAGCAGUACAAGGCCGUGAAGGAGAUCCUUUUAGCAGGCGACACCAACCGUCUUGUCGCCGAACUGACAUUCGUCCGCAUCAACGACCUGGCAGUGCCUUCAGAGCCCAUCCAUUUCCUCCUGUACCUCGAGCCGCUGAUCGCUUUAAUCAUCGUUGCCAACGGUAUUUGCAUCGGGAUUCAGACGGAUCCGACCUACGAGAAUUGGGACGGCUGGUUGUAUGUCGAGCUCGGCUUUGUGAUUGGCCUCUCCCUGGAGCUGCUAACCAGGAUCCUUAUCUUGGGGUGCCGUGACUUCUGGUGUGGCGCAGAGCAGAUCUGGAAUUACUUCGAUAUGUUCUUGACGUCCAUUGGCAUCGUGGACGUCAUCUGGCAGUUCGCUUCCACUGCAUCGCCUGACAUUGUGGGGACCCUGCUGCUGCGGUGCUUCCGCCUCGUCCGACUUGCUCGUGUAGUGCGAGUUUUCCGCCUGAAAAUCAUGUCUGACCUGCGCUUGAUGCUGAGGGGCUUGAUUGCAGGUGUUUGGAC